Molecule: messenger RNA, 1408 nt
Organism: Prosopis cineraria
Lineage: Eukaryota; Viridiplantae; Streptophyta; Magnoliopsida; Fabales; Fabaceae
Product: transcription factor MYB20-like
Exons: 3
Coding region: 204-1058 (284 amino acids)
Source: RefSeq, a predicted model, not a curated record
UUUGUGGUUAGCUUUCAACUCAAUGCUUUCCGUCCAAUCAUUAAUCUCCCCUCUGAGACGACACACUGCUGAUUUUAAUAUGUGUGGGUGAUCUGGCAGCAUCUUUGCUUGGAAUUCAAGCUCCUUUAUAAGCACCUCUUCCUCCUUUAUAUGGUCCACUUAUUCCACUCUCUGUUUAUUCAAGAUUAGACUAGUUUCCGAAAAUGGGAAGGCAGCCUUGUUGUGAUAAGGUUGGUUUGAAGCGAGGCCCUUGGACCAUUGAGGAAGAUCACAAGCUCAUCAACUUCAUCCUCAACAAUGGCAUCCAUUGCUGGCGUAUGGUUCCCAAGCUUGCAGGUCUGCUGCGAUGUGGAAAGAGCUGCAGAUUGAGAUGGAUCAAUUAUCUGAGGCCAGACCUCAAGAGAGGCGGCUUCACGGAUACGGAAGAGGAUCAAAUUAUUCAGCUACAUUCACGUCUUGGUAACAGGUGGUCUAAGAUUGCUGCACAUUUUCCUGGGAGGACGGACAAUGAAAUCAAGAACCAUUGGAACACGAGGAUCAAGAAGAAGAUGAAGCUGAUGGGUCUCGACCCUGUGACACACACGCCGAUCGAGCAAAUACAAAAGCAAGAAGUCAGCGAUAAUAGGAAACAAAGAAGCCAAUCAAGGCCGAGUUUUUCCACAGGGUCGGAAGAAAAUGUGGAGAUGAUAAUGAAGUCCUCGGACAGUAGCGGCUGCACACUACAAGUUGUUUCAGAAGAACAAGGGAACAAGGUAGAAUUAAACAAGGUGACUUGGGAUGAUCUUACCUAUGAUCUUCCAAACAAAAACGAAAUAAUAUGCUCCGACUUGGACCUGGGAUCGAGGACGAACCAAGAGAAGAAUGCCAGUACUGGCUCUUUUAGUGGCUCGUCUUUUUCUCUGGAAGAUUCUAGCCACCUUUCCAUGAGCGAAUCUUCUUACCUGGGGGAAAACUCGUUACUGGAAUGGGUCGAUAGUAUUAGCAUGGAAUCCAUUCUCGAAUGGGAUGGCUUCGAUCCUUUGAUGGAUCAGGAUGUUUUCUGCUUUGGAAAUAGAUAAUCAGUAUAACAACCCUUAGAAUUUUGACAAUCUCUCUGAAGCAAAAUAACAUCUCUGAGAAAAAACUAAAUGUAAAGAAGUUUGCUACGUGCUUCGAUGUCCCUGCAUUUCCUGGUUCUGUGGUGAAUUAAUGCUUAACUUUGAGGCAUGUGAUGAUGCUUUUCAUGUCGAAUGCCAAUUGGAGUUAUGUGAUCGCUUGGUCUUUCAUUUCAUUAUUACUUUGGAUUGAUUGGGGAUAGGACAGGCUUGAAAACAAUCAUCACUUGUUCUUGUCUCCUGCGUAACUGGCCGUGUGUAGAUUUUAAUUUAUUGAAGUGGUCACACACAGCAUCAUGAUCAUAUGCCCAGGU